Molecule: messenger RNA, 2120 nt
Organism: Benincasa hispida (wax gourd)
Lineage: Eukaryota; Viridiplantae; Streptophyta; Magnoliopsida; Cucurbitales; Cucurbitaceae
Product: butanoate--CoA ligase AAE1
Source: RefSeq, a predicted model, not a curated record
UUUAUCCAAACAUCCAUAUUUCCCAUACUCAAAGGAUAAUAAAUUUUGAUUUUGAAAGUGCCCAAAUGUUUCACUCUACCGCCAUCUCAAAACCCAUUUCUCAAACUGGCAGUUUUCCUCUUUUUGUUUAAAGGAUCCAGAUGAAGAUUCUCUAAUAGUCCAGUGGAAAAUCUCACAAGAAUCAAAGGAAAAACCAAAAGGGGUGCUGUAGAUUUCUUCUCAGUUCUUGAAAAUCGCAACAAUGAAUCGGUUUCUUCACAACCACUUGUUCCGUUCAGUAUUGAGCUUGAACAGAGCGCUUUGGACUCGGAAUUUCCCUUCAAACCGUCGUGGUUUCUCUGAUUUGCCCGAGUCUUGGAAAUCCAUGAUGGGUUUGGUUCGAUGCCCUGCGAACGAUGUCCCCCUGUCGCCGAUAAGCUUUUUGGAACGAACAGCCAAAGUUUACAGAGACACACCCUCGAUUGUCUACGGUUCUAUGUCGUUUACUUGGGAAGAAACCUAUGAUCGGUGUCUCAAAUUAGCUUCUGCGAUGACCCAGCUUGGGAUUUCCUCUGGCCAAGUGGUUGCAACUCUGGCUCCUAACGUUCCUGCCAUGUAUGAGCUGCACUUUGCUGUUCCCAUGGUUGGUGCUAUUCUUUGCACCUUGAAUGCUCGCCAUGAUUCAUCUAUGGUGUCAGUCUUGCUGAGGCAUUCAGAAGCCAAGAUCAUUUUUGUUGAUUAUCAGUUGUUUGAAGUUGCUUGUGAGGCAAUUCAGCUUCUUGAACGAGGAGAUUCAGAACCUCCUAAGCUAGUUUUAAUUCUUGAUUCUGAACAUGGUUCAUCACCAGCUUCGUUAUCUUCUAAUGUUUAUGAAUAUGAAAGUCUGAUUGCAUCUGGGAGUUGUGACUUUGAGGUUCGAAAACCGAAAAGCGAAUGGGAUCCAAUUAGUAUAAACUACACUUCAGGCACCACAUCUAUGCCCAAAGGGGUUGUUUAUAGUCAUAGAGGUGCCUAUCUCAAUUCGUUGGCCACGGUUCUACUCGGUGGAAUGGGGUCGAUGCCAGUUUACCUUUGGACUUGUCCUAUGUUUCAUUGCAAUGGAUGGUGCCUUACUUGGGGAGUUGCAGCUCAAGGUGGUACGAAUCUUUGUCUCAGAAAAGUCUUACCUAAGACAAUAUUUGAGAACAUAGCUUUGCACAAUGUCACACACAUGGCUGGUGCACCUACCGUCUUGAACAUGAUCGUGAACUCUCAAGUGAGUGACCGCAGGCUACUUCCGAACAAGGUGGAUGUCUUGACUGGCGGUUCACCACCUCCCCCGCAGGUACUCGCUAAGAUGGAAGAGAUGGGAUUCCGAAUCUGUCACUUGUAUGGUCUAACUGAGACAUAUGGGCCUGGGACGUAUUGCACAUGGAAGCCAAUGUGGGAUGGUCUUCCUUCUAAUGAAAGAUCAAGGAUUCGAGCACGUCAAGGCGUCCAUCACGUUGGACUGGAGGAGGUGGAUGUAAGAGAUCCCGUGACGAUGGCGAGUGUCCCGGCUGAUGGCAAAACAAUGGGAGAGAUAAUGUUUAGAGGGAACACUGUGAUGAGUGGAUACUUCAAAAACCAGAAAGCAACAGAGGAAGCUUUCAAGGGAGGGUGGUUUCACAGUGGAGAUGCUGCUGUAAAACACCUCGAUCACUAUAUCGAAGUAAAGGAUCGCUUGAAGGACGUCAUUAUCUCGGGUGGUGAAAAUAUAAGCACGGUCGAGGUUGAAACUGUUUUGUUCGGUCAUCCAUCAGUUCUAGAGGCUGCUGUUGUAGCUCGCCCUGAUGAUCAUUGGGGAGAGACACCUUGUGCAUUCGUCGUAUUGAAGGAAGGAUGCAAUGUAACUGCUCAACAACUUAUUGAUUACUGUCGGGAUCGUUUGCCGCAUUACAUGGCUCCUCGAUCGAUAAUAUUUCAAGAUUUGCCAAAGACUUCAACUGGAAAGGUACAAAAGUUCAUUUUGAGGGAAAGAGCUAAGGCUAUGGGAAGCCUUUCUUGAACUAGUUUGGAGAAAAAAGAUUCUAAAUUAUCUGUUGUAGUACAGACCAAUUAUGAUUCUUUAGGCUCAAACUAUUAUGAGUUACUUUGUGAUAAAAAUAGUUCUGGUUCAAAUA